AUGGCUACCGGAAAAGGAUCUGGCUCAAAGUUAAACCGUCUUCAAUUUAAACAAAAACUUGUAACAUCGUCGGCAAAACCAAUUACUACACAAGAGUUGCUAAAACGUCUAAAGAAUUUAUUUGGGGAAAUUUCCAAAACGGAUCAAGAAGAGAUUGAAACUGAUUCUUUAAAGACUGUGACUCGUGAACUUAUACAUAAUACUCUACUCUCCCAUAAAGAUAAAGGUGUGAAAGCUUACGUCGCUUGUUGUAUAUCUGAUCUUUUAAGACUUUACGCGCCGGAUGCUCCAUAUACUGAUAAGGAACUAAGGGUAACAUAUGCUGAAGCAACGAGCUCUUUAAGAAAAAAAAAAACUGCAUUUUGGUUAAUAUAA
This is a messenger RNA of Racocetra fulgida, 375 nucleotides long. NCBI's taxonomy places the organism in Eukaryota, Fungi, Glomeromycota, Glomeromycetes, Diversisporales, Gigasporaceae. The record is from the annotation of a GenBank genome assembly.